CUCGGAAUCAUUCUAAAACAAUCUCACUGGGAUUCAUUUCCUCACACACUAGCUCAUAGAAAGGCGCUCGUAACAAACUAAAAUCGUGGCGUGUAUAUUUAUGAUAUAGCGCGGUGAAAAGAAAAAAAAACGAGAAAGAAAGUGGUGUGUGUGUGUCUGUGUGUGUGUGUAUGUGUGUGGCUGCCCUGCCCACCCAUCGCCACCAGUUGCCUUGCACACCCCUGCAGGCGGGGCCGUUUUCUGUGGGCUGCGGCCUGUGUGUUGAUAUCGAUGUGGAGGAGACGAUAUAACUGGUUACUUAUUCUCUCCACCAGAUAUUACCGAACCUAAGAUGGCGCUGUGUAAUCCAAUAAAGAGGAAGCCUGUGUAGUGUAGUAGGCUGUAGCGGUGUGGUUGUGGGGCUGCGGUGGUAGUGUGGUGGUGGUGGUGGUUGUGGUGGCACUGUCUGACUCUCCUCUCCCUCUCUCUCUAGUGUGGGCUCAGUGGCUCUCUAAGUCUCACCAUGGCUGGCGGGUCCAAUACACGUUUGCUACUUGUGACAGCCAACAUUGCUUCUUGUUUUGAACAGCCUGACACUAUGCUGAAGCCAUGGAUUACAGAAUUCUUGAAGACUGUGGAGGAACACGAGCCCCACUUCAUUGCCCUUCACUGCCAGGAGGUGGGUGGCAAGAAUUAUGAGGAGAGCAUGCAACAUGUGGAGCAUUUUAUAAGAUCAUUGAUGAAUAGAGGAACAAUGCUACCCUUUGACAAGAUUAGAGUUUACUUAGAUGAAGAGUACGAAUCUGCUGAAAAGUUCACUGCCCUAGGAAACCUAUACUUCAUUCACCAAAGCAUACAAGAUGUUCAGUUAUGGGACUUUGAAGUGCAAGUGGUCUCGUAAAGGGUUUAUGAGAACUCGCUGGUGUCUGAAUGGAACCAAGUUUGAUCUAGUUAAUAUUCAUCUUUUUCAUGAUGCUUCAAAUUUUGUUGCAAUGGAAGGGUUCCCAUCAGUGUACAGCCGUAACCGCAAAAGAGCUUUAGAGCACACACUUGACAGGUUUCAUAAUGACAACUAUGAAAAAGUGCCAAUCUUCCUCUUUGGAGACUUCAACUUCCGACUCAAUACUCAAGCUGUAGUCAAGAAAAUUAGUGAGGGAUGUACACUAGUGGAUGCAGAGCUACCAGAUACAAAUGAGAAAGCACAGAAUUUUCAAGAUGACAAAGGUCAAGUACGGCUUAUGGUAUCCAAGAAGACCUUCAAGCAUCAGGAUCACCAAAAUGUGUUCCUCAAGGACAAUGGAAACUGGCUUCGUGAAUUUGACCAAGAAGUAGCACAAUUUGGAGAUAGAUUAGCAGAAUUCCCCAUCACCUUUCCUCCAAGUUACCCAUUUGAAGAAGGUGCUGAAGGAGAAGGCUCUCAUUACAUGCAGACACGUUGUCCUUCGUGGUGUGAUCGUGUCGUCUUGGACAAAGCAGCAAAGAAACUUGUUGAUUCAAGUGGCAGUAAAGUGAAAUAUAAUCUUAUUGGCCUGACAACCACUAUGGGAGAUCAUAAGCCAGUGGGCCUUUGUGUGGAGGUUCCCAUAGGAGCAGGUACAGUGCAGUGUUGCUCACCUCAGGCACCAUGUCGUAACUUUGUGCAUGACCCUGCUGCUCAGUGUUUUGUGCAGUCAGGCUGGUGCCUCUGUCAGUCCUAUCCACCCUGCCCAAGACCCAUAGUAGCAUCUGUGUGCUCCAACAACCCACUCUUAACCCCUCUCCCAGGCCAGGUUCUUCCUGUGACCCUAGCCUCUGCAUGUCUCAACCCAGUAAAGGUUGACAUGUCCUUCACUCAAGAUAAUGUGAACACCCCAGAACAGUGUUUAGUGCCUCAGUGUGUGUGUAGUGCUGGUGUUAGUGAGGAAAAGCUUAGUCAUCAGUGUCACUGUCAGUUCCGAACCACAGAUCCUCAAGUGAUACCUGAAGCUGGAGUUAAGUCUGGAGACCUGAUGAGGAAUCUUUUGCUGUUAGGUGCUGGCUGUGAUACCAGAGCAGGCUUGGAAAACACUGAACAGUUGUUGAAAAGAGUCAAUUCUGCACCUAACACUAGCGUUGUACCGCCCAAACCAUAUCACCACAUUCCCUUGGCAUCCUCACACUCCCUUGACACUGGUCGGUGCCUUCACCUGACGUAUGCACCUAAUGCUAAACUGCGACUCAGGUCUUCCUCCUCAAGAUUUUUAUCACAUCACAGUUCUUCUACUGAAGAAUGGUUUGAAGAAGUAUUUAUAUCUCAGGAUCCAAAUAAAUGUGAAGACAAAUCAUGUGAUACACUUGUAGCUGCAACCUCACCUGAACUUAAAGAAUCCAACAAGGAUACCAUUCCAUCUCCAAUCACAUCACCAAAUAGUGUUAAUACAGACAGAAAAUCCUCACCAAUGUCAGGGGAGCAUCAGGAAGAUGUGACUUUAUGGGAUCCUGUUAACCAGGUGAGAAAAGAAUCUAUUGGUGACAGCUUAGGUGCUGAGAGCUUGGGUGAAUGUAGUGAACAGAGGGAAGAAAGUCUUAGCACUAAAGAAUUAUCAGUGGACCAUGAGCAUUCAAGCACUGAACAACACUCCCUCAAUAACUUGCUCCUAGCAGACAGUUGUGAUCAACUCUCAGCUAAGAAUCUUUCACAGUCCGGGUCUAGCCUAAGUGCUCACUACAGUGAAGAUAGUGUUUCCACUGCAGGCAGGCUCCUCAAGGAUGGGGAGACUGUGUCACAGGCCCCCACUUUUGACAUAGCAGAUGUUGACCCCAGUGAUGUAAGUGCUUCCAAGCAACAUGCAAUUAGUCAAAAGCCUAGCAGCAAGUCCAGUACUGACAUGUCUGAGCACCCACAACCUGGCCACUGCUGUUGUGUUCUGUCCUAACCUUGGCUGCAUAUACCUUCCUGUAGUAUCCCAUGAUGGGACUCCAGUUGACGAGCCUGUGUGGCAGUUGAGAGAGCCAAAGGAGGCAACCAGUCCAUCUGGCCACUUGUCAGAUUCUGCAAAUGAAAGUGAGGAGCCAGUAUCUCAGGCCAUGUGGUGUGGACCAUCAGGCAUUGUGGCUACACGUUAUUUGGCCUCCCCUACUACUGCCUCAGACAGCCAUGUACACAUAUUCAGGGAGACCACAGUCUAGUUUAUGGUUAGUAUGUUAGAUUCCCUAUUAUUUGGAAUUCAUGAUGAAAACAUUGUUGAACUUUAUGUAUUGAAAAGGAUUUUUAACAAAUGAGCUUUAAUUUGGAGGUGACAUUUGCUCUUAAAUGGUCGAAAUUACCUUUCAGAGUUCUGUCAUCAUUGGUAAAUCUAUUUUGGCAAAUAUUGUUCUUUUUGUAAAACUACAUCGAUAAAUUUCAGAAAUUCUAAAUAGUUUGCAGGAAGUAGAGGAAGUCGGGAUAUUACAUUAAAUCUUAUGUAAUUUUCCAUUCUUAUUAUAUAAAACAUUUGUGUUAUUCAAAUUAUGUAAUGUGUAACUGUAGAUUACCAAAGUUCACUUGUUUUAUAUUAUUUUCUGAGAAUAGUCAAUGAAUUUCAUUACUCCAAAAUUUCACAAGUCAUCAGUCAACUUUUGAAGGACAUUGUGUACAGACUGACAUUUAUCAUUCCUAAAAAUAUUUAUGAACCUCAAAAGUUAUGUAUAAUUUUUGUUGUGUGUGUGUUUGAACAGUCAGCUUGAGCCAGUCAGUUGUUGCUGACUGUUAGACAAAAGUUAUGAUCUGUUUUUUUAAUAAUAACUCAGUUUAUAAUGGACUUCUGAAGUCAAGAUUUGUGCAACGCAAGGUACAAUGCAGUUAGGUACUAAUUAAGUCAGCUGGUAGGUUAUAAAUGCCAUCUGUUAGGAGACUGGUAGUGUAUUGGUUAAUGUGCUCAUUUCACAGCUGGGAGGAUUCACUUUCUUUGUCAGGUAGAGAUACUUGGGCAUGUUUCCUGUCACAGAGAGCUGACUUUUAAGUUCAUACACUAGACAUAAGUUUGGGAAUUCCAAUCUCACAUUGAGCAGAACUGUGUGGCUAGGGAUACUAAACUUCCAUAUUUGUAUACUUGCUGCAAGAGACCAGAUGUAAUUCAUGCUGCUAGUGUUAACAUAAUAUACAAGAGCCCCUGCAUCCUUGAACCAACAUUUGUGCAUAUAUAACUCUGUCUCACAACCACCACUCACCAGGGUGCCACUUCUCAAAUCUCACAUCAACACCAUGCAAUAUCUGCUGGAAAACUGUUGCAGAUUCUAAGCAUGAAAAGUACUGCCAGCACAGAAAAAGUGAAGAUACUGUAAAGAUUAAUGGUGCUGACAAAUAAGUGGUGUCUGCUGAAAAUUAAAUUUCAGCCUAUACACAGUUAAGAGUUGACUACAUGUUCCAUUAACAGUAAAGAAAAGGAUUUAG
Molecule: messenger RNA, 4369 nt
Organism: Scylla paramamosain (green mud crab)
Lineage: Eukaryota; Metazoa; Arthropoda; Malacostraca; Decapoda; Portunidae
Gene: 5PtaseI
Exons: 13
Coding region: 840-2873 (677 amino acids)
Biological process (GO): phosphatidylinositol dephosphorylation
Molecular function (GO): inositol-polyphosphate 5-phosphatase activity
Source: RefSeq, a predicted model, not a curated record